GAUGGCAACGUGACUCGUCGUCGCUCUCGGAUCGAACGGGAUUCCCUCGAAAGAACUGUAAUAGGAGUGUAAUAAUAACAAUAAGUGUAAUCAGAUAAAUGCAAACGGCAAAACAACAAUCGAAAACGUGAAAUCAACCGCCAAAUAACAAGUGCAAAUACGUCCCUAUAAAUAGAUCUACAUAUAUAAAGCAAUUGUUCAAUAUGCGUCGGAAUAUCAAAUUGAUUGUCUUCGUUAGCAUCAUUUGGAUGUUUGUGAUGGUCUAUUACUUUCAGACCAGCACGGAGAAGGUGGAAAAUCGAGCAUUGCGGCUACGUGAGGUGGCCACAGCCAUGCAACAAUAUCAGGACGAGUCGUCGGCAGGCGCUUCAACAGCCCGACAAUGGGCUUCAGCUGGUAACACGCCAGUUCGUGUACUGGGCGGAGGAGUUGGUGCCGUUGGGGGCAGCGGGGCCGAUGAUCCUGGUGGCAAUGUUAUACUAAUCGGUUCGGUGAAGGACUUUGAGCGAAAUGCUGUGCACGGCUUAAAAUUAAAUGGGAUUGUGGCUCUGGAAGAUACGUCACAGGGUAAUAGCGGCACUGGUGGUCCUUCAGGUGGUCGUUUACCCAUAGCACCAAGUGCCCGGGGAGCCGGUGAAGUAGAAUAUUUCGAUGAGGCUGGCUAUAUACGUGCUGGAGCAUUACGCAACGGCGAAGAUCCUUAUAUCAGAAAUCGUUUCAAUCAAGAGGCCAGCGAUGCACUGCCCAGUAAUCGAGAGAUUCCCGAUACAAGAAAUCCCAUGUGUCGCACUAAAAAAUUCCGUAAUGAUCUGCCAGAGACGAGUGUCAUCAUUACCUUCCACAAUGAGGCGCGUUCCACUCUGCUGCGUACUAUAGUUAGUGUGCUAAAUCGUAGUCCGGAGCAUUUGAUUCGGGAGAUUGUACUUGUUGAUGAUUACAGUGAUCAUCCUGAGGACGGUUUGGAGUUGGCCAAAAUCGAUAAGGUUCGCAUUAUCCGCAAUGACAAGCGCGAAGGUCUAGUCCGAUCACGUGUCCGCGGUGCUGAUGCUGCCGUUAGUAGUGUCCUGACCUUCCUCGACAGUCAUGUGGAGUGCAAUGAGCAAUGGCUGGAGCCUCUGUUGGAGCGAGUACGCGAAGAUCCCACACGUGUGGUUUGUCCCGUCAUCGAUGUCAUCAGCAUGGAUAACUUCCAGUAUAUAGGAGCCUCGGCGGACUUACGUGGUGGCUUUGAUUGGAACUUGAUCUUCAAAUGGGAGUACCUAAGUCCCGCGGAGAGAUCUGUUCGCCAUAAUGAUCCAACUACAGCCAUCAGGACACCAAUGAUAGCUGGCGGAUUGUUUGUCAUCGAUAAGGCGUACUUCAACAAACUGGGAAAAUACGAUAUGAAAAUGGAUGUCUGGGGUGGCGAAAAUCUGGAGAUUUCAUUCCGAGUGUGGCAGUGUGGCGGAAGUCUGGAAAUUAUUCCAUGCAGUCGGGUGGGACAUGUUUUCCGUAAACGUCAUCCUUACACAUUCCCUGGGGGCAGUGGAAAUGUUUUUGCACGGAAUACACGCAGAGCUGCGGAAGUUUGGAUGGAUGACUAUAAACAACACUAUUAUAAUGCUGUGCCAUUGGCCAAAAAUAUUCCAUUUGGCAACAUUGACGACCGGCUGGCUUUAAAGGAGAAACUGCAUUGCAAACCAUUUAAAUGGUAUCUGGAGAAUGUUUAUCCUGACCUGCAGGCACCUGAGCCCCAGGAGAUUGGACAAUUCCGUCAGGAUGGUACCGAAUGCUUGGACACAAUGGGCCAUUUAAUUGAUGGCACUGUUGGCAUUUUCCCUUGCCACAAUACAGGCGGCAAUCAGGAAUGGGCUUACUCGAAACGUGGCGAAAUCAAGCACGACGAUCUCUGCUUAACACUUGUCCAAUUCUCCCGUGGCUCUCAGGUGGUGCUGAAGUCAUGCGACGAUUCGGAGAAUCAACGUUGGAAUAUGCGCGAAGGUGGCCUAGUGCGACAUAACAAGAUCAAUGUGUGCCUCGACUCCAGGGAUCACAAUCAACAGGGAAUUAGUGCACAGCGCUGCAAUUCGGCUCUAUCCACACAGCGUUGGUCCUUUACCAAAUACGCGUGAGAGAAGAACUUAACAACUGAAGCUUAAAGCCGUCUAAUUAGUUUGAAAAAUGAAAUGGAAAACUGAGAAAAGUAUAGGAAGCGAGGGAAGUUAAGAGGAAAAGGAAGAGCUGCGGUCGUGAUAUUUGUGCAAGUUUACUUGGGUAAACUAUCUUCUCAGUACUCUAUUGAUAAAUGUGGAUUCUAUAUGUGUACGUAUAUGGAACUAUGUAUGUAUAUGUAUGUGUAAUGAUUUAACUUGUUAAUUUGUUGCUGAACAUAACACAGACAGACACACACACAGACACAAAGUACAUUUGACACAUAUACUAUCUAUAGGGUAUAUGUAAGUACGUAAAUACAUAUAUUCGAUGACUA
Messenger RNA from Drosophila willistoni, 2467 nucleotides. It is a transcript of the gene Pgant2, whose product is annotated as polypeptide N-acetylgalactosaminyltransferase 2. The transcript is spliced from 8 exons. Gene Ontology annotation, cellular component: Golgi apparatus. The coding region runs from base 204 to 2111 and encodes 635 amino acids. The record is from RefSeq and is a predicted model, not a curated record. Lineage: Eukaryota; Metazoa; Arthropoda; Insecta; Diptera; Drosophilidae.